AUGAACUCGUCUCUGAGCCAAGGGGUGCUGCCCCGCAGAGCCAAGAGCGGUAGCAGGCGAGCGGUCACCUCAUCUUCCUCGAGAACGGCGCAAUCCUACGGCGGGCGAUCAACAGCGUUCCGCUCAUGUCACAGCAGCAGCAGUGGCCGGCGACGAGGGGCCGUUGUUGGCGAUGCCUUUGGGACGUGCACGCGGGUGGCCUGCGCAGCCGUGAUAGCUCUCGUGCUGCUUGGGGACAACUCAUCGGCACGGUCAUCGCUUCCAUCUGACCGUCGGACGGCAGCAUCGGGGCACCACCGCCAACAUCACCACAUGGCAUGGCAACUGUUCGCGCCGAAAGCACGAUCGUCGCCGUCCGAGAGAGCCGCCGCAAGCCUGAACUUGAAGCGACGCACGCGGCUAGCCGGGGCGGACAGCGUGUCGGCCGUGAGCCCCGCGCAGAUGUACAGAGUAACGGAAGGGUCUUCGUCAGGUAGGGGACGGGGACAAAGGCGGCAGCACGAGCAGCGAUUUUCCCGAGACGACAGCGGCGGCAGAGAGGACGGCAGGAGCAGCAUCGAAGCGUUACAGUCCCCGCGUUCGGCGGAGCUGUUGACGGCGUACGCCUCGGCGUCCUCGGCUGCGGCCGCAGCGCCGCAACCCCCGUCGCAGCAACGACCGCCGUCAAUUGCCGAGUGCAUCGGGGGGGGAGUGGUGACUCAGGGGGAAGGGAGACCGGCGCUGCCGCUCUUGGACGAUGAGGACCUAACCCAGCUCCGCGCGGGGCAACGGGUGCAGAAGCAGACGAGGCAGGGGGGGUCCGGGUCGGGCAGCGUGGUGGUGGACGUGCGGGCCGACCCCGAUGUGGUGUUGGGGCUGCUGACCAAGUACGAGGACUACGCGGAGAUGAUCGACACCGUGAGGGAGUGCGAGGUGUUCCCGCAGGGGGAGACGGCGGACUCACGGAAGGUGGGAGUGAUGGUCAGCAGGUUCAAGCUCCACAUCCGGGUAGUGAUGUCUCUCCUCCGAGAGCGCAACAUGGUGCAGUUCGAGCUCGACCCGGACUGCACGAAGGCCGGCCGCGCGGUUUUGCGAGAGGCGACCGGCUUCUUCUACGUGGAGUCCCCCCCGGACCGACCGGGUUUCUCGCGGGUGUGGAUGCUGGCGAAGGUGGACGUCAACCGCUUCGUGCCGGGGGCCAUCGUCGACUACGCCGCCGGCCGCGCGCUGCCCCGCGCGUCGAACUGGAUCAAGCCCACCUGCGAAGCGGCGCAACGGAGAAAGCUGCGAGCAGCCACAGCGUAAAAGGCUGCGAGCAACGGAAAGAGUGAUGUUUUAUUUAUCAUGAAUGGAUGACCGGGGUUCCGCCCCCCUGUGGCAGCAGCGGUGUCCCUUUUAGAAGGGGGCCCAGUGUUUUGGAGUCGUGGCGGGGGGGAGGGGGGAGGGAGACGAUCGGAAAUUGGUUGCUAUGUCCGGAGAACAUGUUGCAAUGGGUCUCCUUUUUCCUUUCGAUACUGCCGGCGUUCCCCCCGUUGAUGUCAAUCCGGGUCUUAACUUUUUUCUUUCCUCGCGCGCGCUCGAUGGGUGCGUUUGUCUCGACGCGGACAUAUGGGCCACAUGCCUGUAUUUUCCGAUGAGAAUAUGCACACCGUUUUGGGAUACGCGUGACGUGACUUUUGAGGGCGCGAGGGUGCCCAAGUAGGUGCAUAGCGCUUGCGCUGUGGGGCCCGGAUUGCGAGUGCAGUUGGUAGAGACGUGUGAUUCAAGGAACAGAGCUGCGAGUGGUGCAGUGAGAUACGGCGGCUCCGGCGUCUGUUCGUUGGAAUUAGUUUUACUGGUACUCUCUUUUUCGAAAAUGUAGUGUGAGUUUCUCUUGGCAAAAAAAAACGAAAUUGAGAUUGACUUGUGGACUUUUAUGUUAUUUUUGUUGCAUGUGAAGGCCUGUUAGCAUUGCGGGGCGGCCGGGCCCUCCGUUGGAGAAAAUAUUGUAGAUCAUCGUCAACAAAACUCUCAAGACAAGACUCUUGGGUGUCCGGGUUGAAGGAUCAAUGUUUUCUCUGUGAGCAGAGGGCUGGUGUCGCUUCACGUGGAUUUUGUAAAGGGAGGAAUUGGAGACACCUUGGGCGAAGUGUUGGUGCGACAUUUAAAAAACGCUGAGAACAAUCGAGUGUGAAUCCACGUGG
This is a messenger RNA of Ectocarpus siliculosus, 2162 nucleotides long. NCBI's taxonomy places the organism in Eukaryota, Phaeophyceae, Ectocarpales, Ectocarpaceae. The record is from the annotation of a GenBank genome assembly.